Talaromyces atroroseus is the source of this 453-nucleotide messenger RNA. RefSeq lists its product as hypothetical. The transcript is spliced from 2 exons. The record is from RefSeq and is a predicted model, not a curated record. Bases 1 to 453 code for a protein of 150 amino acids. NCBI's taxonomy places the organism in Eukaryota, Fungi, Ascomycota, Eurotiomycetes, Eurotiales, Trichocomaceae.
AUGGCCGCCGCAAGAUCCACCGGCUCAGGCUCUGCCACCUCCAACGUCGGAUCGCGCCAGAUCUACGAAGCCAAAGACCAACGCACCGAGUCCAGGGCCGAAGUCAACGACCGGGAGCGAUACAAGGAGGGCCAACAGGGCAGUCAUCUCGCCAACGACUCCAGUGGGUCUUGUAUAGAAGAUGAAAGAUCCAUUGCCAACCGUCUCGGCCGUGAAGAGCAACGAACACGCAAGGACGAGGUACCCGUGAAUCCGCAGGCGGAACUGAGUAAGAAGGACCCGACGUUACCGGUAUGUUUCUUUGAGUGUACUCUUAAGAAAGUGGCCAGACGUGCUAAUCGGGUCGAUCCCCAGGCCAAACUUCAUGGGAAUAACCCAUCAAAAGGAGCACAGAUCGAUGCUGAGCUGAAAAAGGAGGAUGAGCAAAGGCUGCGGGAAAAGAGCGGUAAAUAG